GGAAGUUGUCAACGCUUUCCACCACAAUAAAUAGCUAGCCAAUUAGCCAAUUAGCAAACCAUUGCCGCAUGUCACAUGCAAUGAGACUUUGAUCCUUUGAAAGUGUUUUUACAGAAACUGUCAAAUAAAUGGCUGACAUUCUUAAUAAACACUCAGAUGAGGUUGGAAACGUUUUAGUCCAGGUCCAGGAUGAUUUGAGACAGCUGAAGCGUAGCCUUGGCCGUAUCACCUUCCACGAGAAGGGAGAAACCGUGGACCUCCAGGCCUUGGACGCUGCCAUCUGCAGGACAGAGAGUGGGAUCAGGAGGCGUGCAGAGCAGUAUCAGAAGACAGUCAAUAGGCAGGUCCUGACACUUCCCAGCAUUGAAGACGUAGAGAAGAAGACUGUACAGAUUCCCAAAUGGAGGCCCCCCCUGGGGAGUAUCCCAGCCAUGCAUCAUCAGAGAGGUCAGAGUGUGGGGGCUUCACCCGGGGAGAAGCACAAGGCAGCGUUGGCCAUGCGUCUGCUGUAUAAUCCCGUUCAUCCAAAGAACAGGACUCUGAUGCACCGAAACUAUGGAAUUCAGCCUCCUGACCUCCGUAAGAGAUCGGCUACGACAGGGCCCACUCAAAGGGUAGUGACUGGUCCCACGGUGGGCAGUCUGGCCAUCGUGCCAGGAGGAGCAUGCAACAACCUGUACCUGCUACCACCUCUGUCUGAAGAAGACAUGACAGCAGGCAUUGCCAGUCUACUGGAGAAGGGUUUAACCGCCUCAGCCAGAGAUCUGUUCUGGACUGCUGUCCGCCCCACGGCUGCUCCGUUACACCGCAGAGAAGAGAGCUGCUCCUCCAAGAUGGCCCCGCCAGAGAAAACAUCGCGGGGUCAGAAGGAAUUGAUCUGGGGCAAGGAUCCUGGCCCCUCCCACGGUCAUGUGGGAGGGGCCAGAGAACGCCCGUCCACCUGGACCAUCCACACCCCGCCCACCUCCUCCAGCUCCAAGAGCUCCGAACACAGGCAAAUGACCCAGGGAGCCGUCCGGCUUGCACCCCUCAACCCCCAGUGUCUCCCUGCUCUGGCUUCCAUAUCCACCAGUAAGUUGUCCUUCACCAUCCUGGAGGGCCAUAUCAACCCUAUAGCCCCAGACUUCUGCCGCUUCAAGCAGCACUACUGUCUGUGCUGGGGCCUGCUGGUGGAGCUGUUGUCGGGGCUGGGGAGUCUUCUGAGACGCUAUGCUGUCCCCAUGGCCAGGGUCGACGGAGAGAGGCUGGUACAGCUGGCACAGGGCGGGGAUCUGUCCUGGGCCGGAGGAGGAGGAGGCAGUAGCUCGGUGGAGCGUCUCCUCUCGGUGAUAGAGAACAGAGAGGAGGUUUGGGACCUGGUGCACCGACCAGGGCAGCGCUACCGGGGGGAGGGAGGCACGGAGGCUGCCGCGAUACGGAUCCAGAGCUGCUGGAGGCGCCACUGGGCCCGCAACGCCUACCUGCGCCACCGCCAGAGGAAGUGGGCGGCAGGGACCAUCGCCAUCUCCUGGCUGAUGCACGCUCAACUGGGCCGCGUCAGGAAGAGCCUGCAGGAGAGCAAGAGGACACACCUGGAUAACUACCGCAUCAGGGGCCAGUAUCUGUCAGCCAACUGGAAACACAUCCAGGCUUCCAGAAGGACCAUCAUACACGUCCCAUCAUUAGGCUACUCCCAGCUGCAGCGUUUCAGCCUGAAGGGUUUUGACGUCCUGCAGAACAUCCAGUUGGGACGACUGUGUGAUGUCAGAGAUGAGAACGUGGAGGUGAUCUAUGUGUCUCCUGUGCGUCUGGGAGACGACCUGUCCCAGUAUUACACCAGACUGCUGGCUUUGCAACAGAGAGGCCAGGGAGGACUCCAGGAGGCCACGGUAGACCCAGGGGACGGAUGGGGAGGAGGGUCCAGGACAUCCCAGGCCUCCUGCACCAAACGCUUCACCAUCCUCACGCCUGACGCUCUGGAAGACUUUCCGACCCACAACAUGUGUCUGUCCACGCUGUUGAAGUACAGCCCUCGAACCCUGCGACGGAUCCGGAACCUGAUCCAGGGUCAGCAGGCCUACAUGGUGGGUGGUGUGGCCCACUUAGAUGACCUGGCGGUGGCUGAUGAGCUGGGGGUACCCCUCCUGGGGCCAGAACCUGCUGUGGCCCGGCUCUACAGCACCAAGUCUGGAGGAAGGAGGAUCUUUACUGGCGCAGGGGUCACCGUGCCCCCAGGACAGUGGGACAUAUACUCCUUACAACAGCUCCAUGAAACCCUGGCCCAGCUGAUGACAAACCACAUGGAGGUGAGGCGCUGGCUCUUCAAGAUGGACUCUGAGAUGGGUGGGCGGGGCACAGCAUACUGCGAUGUGUCUCACCUGAAUUGCUCUUCCUGGGCUCAGCAGGAGUACAGCCACCACAGUCCUGAACGCUGGAGGAAGGCCUGGGCUCAGGAGCCUGUUCUUAUGAAGUACCUGGAGGAGGUUCCAGAGUGGUUGUCCCACUAUGCCCAGCCUGUUAAGACCUCCUGUUACCCCACCUGGGCCUGUUUCCUGGACACCUUCCUGAGACAAGGUGGUGUAGUGGAGGGAUACCCCCCCUCAGACAGUGUUACCUGUCUUACAGUAGACCUGCUGCUGCAGCCAGACGGGGAGAUCACCGUGCUGUCCUGUGGAGACCAGCUCCACGGCCCCAGUGAGUUGGAGACUGCAGGAUCCUCAGUGCCUCAAACCUCUGUGUGUCCUGAUGCCCUGCACACCCUCUGUCUCCGUGUGGGACAGGCCUGUCUUCAACGCCACAUCAUCGGACAUGUCUCUAUGGACCUGGCCACAUUCCUGGACCCUAGGACACUGGAGCAGCAGGUGUGGGCAGUGGACCUGGACCUGAGCUAUAGUAACCAGUUGGCCAUGACCCAGCUGAUGCUCAUGAUGACGGGGGGAAGCCUGGACUGUCGGACCAGUCGUCUGGAGGUCCCCCUCACCAAGUCCUUCCGGCGCCAGAAAGGAUCCACAGAAACUGGUCUCCCAGCGGUGGCCAGUCGCUAUGCUGUCCUGGCGAGCCGGCUGCUCCACACCAACCUGUCCAUGGUGCACUACAGUGUCUUCUUCCAGAUGUGCAAGGCUCAAGGCAUCGGCUUCGACAUCAAGGAAAAACAAGGCACGGUCUUUGUUCUCCAUGACAGCUGUGAGCGAUACAGUCUGGGGAUGGUAACCGUCGGUGACGACCUCCAGGGAGCCCUGAUGACCUUUGUUCGUAACCUGUCCAUCAUCCAUCAGGAGAUAUCAGCUCCCAACAUGCAGGGAGAGACUAACUUUAAGGAUCUGAUUAGAGACAUAGAAGAGGUUUUGGGAAUGACAGUCCAGAAUAAAGCCCAGGCGACCGAGGAAGAAGAGAAGACUGCUGCUGUGGCUGUCCGGACUAAACUGAAUCACUGACCACCCCCCCCCCCCCCCGUCCCACACACACACACACUACUAGGAUGACUUAGAAAUGCGACCGUUUUGAUCAGAUCAAUGCCAAUUAUUCCAACUGAUCAUUUCAAACCCUAUUAUCUAUUUCUAUAUGUAUUUCAUAGAGUUUAUCAUACUUACUAGGGACAAAUACAUUAUUCUAUCCUUGGACAACUGUGAACUCUGUUAUUGUGUGAUUGUUCGAACUGUAACCUAAAAACAAUCAGGGGACAAGUUGUAUAUAGAGCUAAAAACAUUAAAAAAUACUUUAUUAUAGAUUCAAA
Oncorhynchus masou masou (cherry salmon) is the source of this 3712-nucleotide messenger RNA. RefSeq names its product IQ motif containing H (gene iqch). The record is from RefSeq and is a predicted model, not a curated record. The coding region runs from base 129 to 3413 and encodes 1094 amino acids. NCBI's taxonomy places the organism in Eukaryota, Metazoa, Chordata, Actinopteri, Salmoniformes, Salmonidae. The transcript is spliced from 23 exons. Gene Ontology annotation, molecular function: protein binding.